GUUUCAAUAGGUAGUUUUUAUUUUUUAUUUUUUGCUUUCUUGCUGCUGAGUAAAAUUGUUUAAGAUCCUUUUUUAAUUCUUUGUUGCUUUGUUUAUGCUGAAUUUAUUAAGUAUUUGUUAAUCUUGAUUUAGCAAAAAUAAAAUAAAAAUUGUUUGAUUAGUUUUAAUCUUUUUGCUUUGUUUCUGCUGAAUUUAUUAAUUAUUUGCUAAUCUUGAUUUAGCAAAAAAAAAAAAAAAAAAAAAACUGUUUGGUGUCUUUGUUGAAUUUUUAGGUAAAGGGUUAGCUAAAAAAUUAUUUGAUUAGUUUUCAGUAAUGGGUAUCAAAAAGAUCCCUUUUUUAAGUCCUUUUUGCUUUGUUUUGCUGAAUUUAUUAAGUAUUUGCUAAUCUUGAUUUAGCUAAAAAAAAUUGUUUAAUGCCUUUGUUGAAUUUUGAGUUGAAGGGUUUUAAAGAUAUUAUGUAUUUGCUAAUCUUGAAUUAGCAAAAAAAAUUGUUUGAUUAAUUUUCAGUAAUGGGUAUUAAAAAAGAUUUUUUUUAAAAAUUCUUUUUGCUUAGUUUCUACUGAAUUUAUUAGGUAUUUGCUAAUCUUGAAUUAGCAAAAAAAAUUGUUUGAUUAAAUUUCAGUAAUGGGUAUUAAAAAGAUCCUCUUUUUUUUAUUCUUUUGUGCUUUGUUUCUACUGAAUUCAUUAAGUAUUUGCUAAUCUUGAUUUAGGAAAAAAAUUGUUUGAUUAGAUUUCAGUAAUGGGUAUUAAAAAGAUCCUUUUUUUUUUUAAUUGAAUUUUCUUUGUUUUGCUGAAUUUAUUAAGUAUAUGCUAAUCUUGAUUUAGCAAAAAAGACUACUAAAGAUUGUGGUGGACCGGUAAGUACUCCUCUAUCCUUAACGACGGUCGACAUGUCUCGUGUUUGAGCCCUAGGUAUGAAGUCGCCUUUGGUAGGAAGCACUUUACCCCUAUGGUGGGACUUUCCGGACGAAUCCUAUUUAGUCGGGUUCCAAUAUAGAAAUUGAAGUGAUCUGAAAAAAUGGCUUCCAAUGGGAACAGUCAUGUAUCCACAAAACCACCACCAGAGCCUUCACCAUUGCGAAAGGCAAAAUUCUUCCAGGCUAACAUGAGGAUUCUGGUGACUGGUGGUGCUGGAUUUAUAGGCUCUCACCUUGUUGACAAACUAAUGCAAAAUGAGAAGAAUGAGGUGAUUGUUGUCGAUAAUUACUUCACUGGAUCAAAGGAUAAUCUAAAGCAAUGGAUCGGUCAUCCACGAUUUGAGCUAAUUCGCCAUGAUGUUACUGAACCAUUGUUGAUUGAAGUCGACCAAAUUUAUCACCUCGCUUGCCCUGCUUCUCCGAUUUUCUACAAGUAUAAUCCUGUUAAGACGAUUAAGACAAAUGUGAUCGGAACCCUGAACAUGUUGGGACUUGCCAAGCGAACUGGGGCAAGGAUUUUACUCACAUCAACUUCUGAGGUUUAUGGAGAUCCACUCAUGCACCCUCAAGAUGAGACCUAUUGGGGCAAUGUUAACCCGAUUGGAGUUAGAAGUUGUUACGACGAAGGCAAAAGAGUGGCUGAGACUUUGAUGUUUGAUUAUCACAGGCAACACGGAAUAGAAAUUAGAAUUGCGAGGAUCUUCAACACUUAUGGUCCCCGAAUGAACAUUGAUGAUGGUCGCGUUGUCAGCAACUUCAUUGCUCAGGCAAUUCGUGAUGAACCUUUGACUGUCCAGUUACCAGGAACACAAACGCGCAGCUUUUGUUAUGUUUCUGAUAUGGUUGAUGGCCUUAUGCGACUUAUGGACGGAGAUAAUACUGGACCAAUUAACAUUGGAAAUCCAGGUGAAUUCACAAUGCUUGAACUCGCAGAGAAUGUGAAAGAGCUCAUCAAUCCGGAAGUGAAAAUCAUCACAGUGGAAAACACUCCAGAUGAUCCUCGACAGAGAAAACCCGAUAUCACAAAGGCAAAAGAGUUGCUAGGGUGGGAACCAAAGGUCAAGUUGCGCGAUGGUCUUCCUCUCAUGGAGGAAGAUUUCCGCGGCAGGCUGGGGAUUUCAAGAAAGAAGUAACAAAGACAGAAAGCUUCCAUGGUUGAAAGUGGUGGAAAAUGAGAAUUAAAAUAUACCAUAUCUUUUGCAUCUUGGCUUUGUUUUAUAUAUGAGAUAUACCAACUUUUGUUUCUCAAAUUUUGUUGUUGCUUUGUCUUUCUGGUGAAUUGAGAAUAAACUAUACAUACUAUGUCUUUUUGCUUUA
Messenger RNA from Capsicum annuum, 2234 nucleotides. Its product is annotated as UDP-glucuronic acid decarboxylase 6. The record is from RefSeq and is a predicted model, not a curated record. Lineage: Eukaryota; Viridiplantae; Streptophyta; Magnoliopsida; Solanales; Solanaceae. Gene Ontology annotation, molecular function: NAD+ binding; UDP-glucuronate decarboxylase activity. Gene Ontology annotation, cellular component: cytoplasm. Gene Ontology annotation, biological process: D-xylose metabolic process. Bases 1019 to 2050 code for a protein of 343 amino acids. The transcript has 13 exons.